AUGAAGAGUGCUCAUUUGCGAGCGGGACAAAAAUUUACAGCAACGCUCAUCAUACAGGAAUCGUUAAACCUCACAACGAAUGCUUCUUGUUCGGAACCAUAUUCUUGUGUACAAGACCAUAGGAUUUCAAUUGUAAAAACAAAGUCAUCAAAGUCAAUGAAAGAUUCCAAUCUUCGGUUCAUGAUGAUUGAGAUUGUUAAACAAAUAGAAUUUAGUUUAUUUGAAAUUUCAAUUCAAGAGGAUCAUGAGGAGAAUAUGGAGCAUUCGAAUCAAUCCAUUUAUAUUUUGAAAUUUUCUAGAGAUGUGGAGAGAGAAUUUAAAUGUUUCAAACACAUGUAUUCCUAUUAUCGAUAUGAAUAUAUUCCUCAAUAUUUCAUAAUUGAAAAUAAUGCAUCUCUUUCUAAAUGGAAGGCUAUUGCUACAAGAAAAUCAUAUUCUCCUUUAAAUUUUGAUUCUAUUACUUUAAGUCAGCAACUGAAUGCAAGAGUGAUGGCCAAGAGAGUUUUUGAAAUUGUAAAGGCAAUGCAUGAUUGUCAUUUAAUUCACAAUGAUAUCAAACCAGAUAAUUUCAUCAUUGAUUCGCAAGAUGGAAAAUUGAAAAUAAUUGACUUUGAUAUGAGUUAUAUUAGUGUGGAUGAAUCCAUGUCUCCUUCAAUCUUUUGUGGAGAUAAAUUAUAUAGAAGUCCCAACAAAAUGACCCACUCAACCACAAAUGAUGAAACAUGGAUGCAAAACCAGAUUCAAAGUGAUUUAUAUAGUUGUGGUCUAGUAAUGGCUCUGUUCGUACUAGGUCCUCAAAUUCAAGACUCCCUUAAACAAACACGGGACAAACAUCACGUGUUGCAUCAACAAGUUUCAAAACUCCUCUGCCAGAAGGACAAUCCACAAAGAAACAACGACAAACAGCCAAUAAGCACUGAUUGUAGUGAUGAUCUUUUCCAUACGAUUACGUCACUUCUCCAAGCUGAGUGA
Naegleria lovaniensis is the source of this 972-nucleotide messenger RNA. RefSeq lists its product as uncharacterized. Gene Ontology annotation, biological process: autophagy; peptidyl-serine phosphorylation. Bases 1 to 972 code for a protein of 323 amino acids. The record is from RefSeq and is a predicted model, not a curated record. Gene Ontology annotation, cellular component: cytoplasm. NCBI's taxonomy places the organism in Eukaryota, Heterolobosea, Eutetramitea, Acrasida, Naegleriidae. The transcript has a single exon. Gene Ontology annotation, molecular function: ATP binding; protein serine/threonine kinase activity.